AUGACCGGUCCGCGCCCCCCCACCUUUAAGCGGCGGGCUCCAGCAGGAAAAGCUGGAGGCCGGAAAAGAGUGAGACAGGUAGCGCGCAAAAGUAAAAGUGGAACCGAGAGUGGCUGUGAGACUGACUUCUGGGGGCCUCACUGCAGUAACCGGUGUCAGUGCAGGAACGGGGCCAAAUGUAACCCAAUCACCGGUGCCUGCGUGUGCACAGACGGGUACCAGGGCUGGCGCUGCGAGGAGCCCUGUGACCCUAGCUUCUACGGGAAGGACUGCCUACUGGAGUGUCAGUGCCUCAACGGCGCCACCUGUCACCACCAGACCGGAGAGUGCCUGUGUGCACCCGGAUACACGGGGGCCUUCUGCGAGGAGCCGUGUCCUCCGGGUAAACAUGGCUCUCUGUGUGAGAAGCGCUGUCCCUGUCAGAACGGAGGAACCUGUCAUCACGUCACCGGGGAGUGCUCCUGUCCUGCAGGCUGGGUGGGUCCGGUGUGUGCACAGCCGUGUUCCUUCGGAUCGUUCGGCAUUAACUGCUCUGAGGAGUGCACGUGUCGUAACGACGGCCUGUGUGACCAUAUCAGCGGUCAGUGUCAGUGCACCGCCGGGUACAUCGGAGAGAGGUGCCAGGAUGAAUGCCCGGUCGGGACGUACGGGCCGCAGUGUGCCCACAAGUGUGACUGUCAGAACGGGGCCAAGUGCUACCACAUCAACGGGGCCUGUUUGUGCAACGAGGGCUUCAAGGGCCCCAGCUGUCAGGACCGCUUCUGCCCCGCCGGCCUGUACGGACUCAUCUGUGACAGAUACUGCCCCUGCAAGACGGCAAACACACUCAGCUGCCACCCCCUGUCAGGUGAGUGCACCUGUGCAGCGGGGUGGGCGGGGCUUUACUGUAACGAGACCUGUCCGGCUGGUUACUACGGCGAGGGCUGCAGGGAGCCAUGUGCCUGCGCUAACGGAGCCGACUGUGACGGCAUCACUGGAGCCUGUGUGUGCGCUCCGGGGUACAUAGGAGACGACUGCUCCAUCAGCUGUCCUGCAGGUCUGUUCGGGACAAACUGCACCUCCUCCUGCUCCUGCCACAACGAGAUGUCCUGCUCGCACGUCGACGGCUCCUGCGUCUGCAAAGAAGGAUGGCAGGGUGUGGACUGCUCCAUCCCGUGCUCCAGUGGGACCUGGGGUCUGAGCUGCAACCAGACGUGUCUCUGCGCCAACGGGGCGGCCUGCGACCCCGUCAACGGGACCUGCACCUGCUCUGCGGGCUGGAGGGACGAGUACUGCGACCUGCCGUGUCCUGAGGGCUCGUACGGGCUGGACUGCAGAGAGAGGUGUGACUGUAUGAACGCUGACGGCUGUGAUCCAGUCAGCGGAUUCUGCCGCUGCGUCGCCGGAUGGACAGGUGUGAGCUGUGACAGUGUGUGUGAAGAAGGACGUUGGGGACCAAACUGUUCAUACAGCUGCACCUGCAUGAACGGAGGCUCCUGCUCCCCCGAGGACGGCACCUGUGUGUGCGCUCCGGGCUACAGAGGCACCAACUGCAGACGAGCAUGCUCUCCUGGAUUCUUCGGUCAGCGCUGCAGUCAGUCGUGUCCUCAGUGCGUCCACAGUGACGGAGCGUGUCACCACGUCACCGGACACUGUGAGUGUCUCUCCGGAUUCUUCGGCUCGCUCUGUAACCAAGUGUGUCCUGGGGGGAAGUUCGGCAAAGCGUGUGCCGAGUCGUGUUCAUGCACGAACAACGCGUGUAACCCGAUCGACGGCUCGUGUCAGUGUUACCCCGGCUGGAUCGGAGACGACUGCUCCAAAGCGUGUCCUCAGGGCUCGUGGGGUCCAGAUUGCAUCCACACAUGUAACUGUCACAACGGAGCUCAGUGCAGCGCCACAGACGGAGAGUGUGACUGCAGCCCCGGGUGGACGGGACUCUACUGUACCCAACGCUGUCCUUCAGGCUUCUUCGGCUCCCAGUGUGCAGAGGUGUGUCGCUGUCAGAACGGGGCCGACUGCGACCACAUCAGCGGACAGUGUUCCUGCAGGACGGGCUUCAUCGGACAGAGCUGCGAGCUCAAGUGUCCGGCGGGGACGUUCGGUUACGGCUGUCAGCAGCUGUGCGAUAUGAACAACGCCACCUGCGACUACGUGACGGGAACGUGUUACUGCAGCAUCGGCUUCAAAGGGAUCCGCUGUGACCAGGCGGCUCUGAUGAUGGAGGAGUUGAACCCGUACACAAAGAUCAGCCCGGCUCUGGCCUCGGAGCGUCAGUCGGCCGGCGCCGUGCUGGGCAUCAUCUUCCUGCUGCUGCUCAUCAUGGUCAUGCUCGGCCUCGUCGUCUGGUUCCGCUUCAGACAGAGAGAGAAGGGUCACCACGUCCCCAAUGUCACCUACACCCCCGCCCUGCACAUCAACUCCACCGACUACUCCCUCUCAGCAGGGCUGCAGUGCACAGGCCUGCUCUCCUCUGCAGACUCCUCUCCCAGUAACAGCUCUGUAGGACGCUGCUUCUCCAACCCCAGCUACCGCACCCUAGGGCCCUGCACCUACGCCGCGCACUACGCCAAGCCCGACAAGAGGACCUCCAACAAGAUGAAGACGAAGAAGCGACACAGGAACAGCGCUCCAGAGUGGGGGGCCUACUGUAACCUCAGUGAUCUGGGUGUUUACUGCAUCGACCGGCGGUUAAGUUACCACGUGGAGCCGCGUUACAGAGAUUACAUGAAGGGCUCGCUGUCCAGCACCUGCUCCCUGAACAGUGAGAACCCGUACGCCACCAUCAACGACCCCCCCGGUCUCUGCAAACACACGGAGAGCAGCUACGUGGAGAUGAAGUCGCCGGCUCGCCACGAGCACAUGACGCACUGCUGCUCCGCCGCCAUCAUCACCACGACCACCACAACCACAGCACCCGCCAAGAACGUCUACGACAUGGAACCCACCAUCAGCAUCUUGCAGGGAGCGGGCGGCGUCGUGGUCCCCACUUACCCUCAGAAUCCGUACGACCUGCCCAGAAACAGCCACAUCCCGAGCCACUACGACCUGCUGCCCAUGCGCCCCAGCCCCUCCCACACCCAGAGCCUCACCAUGCAGAGCCACAGCCCCCCCCUGCCCGGCAGCCCCACCAGCUCACUGCUCUAAACUCCUUAACCCCCAUCCCCCCCGGACCGGUGCUCCCAGUUCAUCCUGAUCCAGGAAACUUUUAAUCAAGACACAACACAGUUUCUAUUUUGUUCUUGAAACAUUCAGAGGACAACGAGCUGAAGGACAUGUUUCACUUCAGCUGAUGUUUAUUUAUUUAUUUAUCUUUGUGUAUUUGUUUGGCUGGUGUGUGUGUGUGUGUGUGUGUGUGUGUG
Messenger RNA from Labrus bergylta (ballan wrasse), 3338 nucleotides. The record is from RefSeq and is a predicted model, not a curated record. Lineage: Eukaryota; Metazoa; Chordata; Actinopteri; Labriformes; Labridae.